AUGUGGCUGGACUCGAAGCCUUCCAGUUCAGUUUUGUACUUGUCAUUCGGUAGCUAUGAUCUGACUAGUAAGCAGACAAUCCAAAAAAUAGCUCAUGGACUUCUCCUUAGAAAAGUUAGUUUUAUUUGGGUGGUUAAAAGGGAUAUUGUGAGCUCUAAUGAUACUGAUGAUUUGCCCGUUGGAUUCUUGGACCAAAUCCGAGAUCAAGGGUUGAUUGUUCAGUGGUGCAAUCAAAAUAUGGUGCUUUCGCACCCAGCCAUUGGAGGAUUCUUGACGCAUUGUGGAUGGAAUUCGAUAUUGGAAAGCAUAUGGUGUGGUAUACCUAUGAUUUGCUAUCCAUUAUCAAAUGAUCAACCUACUAAUAGGAAAUUAGUAGUUGACGAUUGGAAGAUUGGAAUUAAUCUUUGUGAUGGAGAAUCAGUUACCAGGGAAGAAGUUGCAGAGAAGAUUGACACUUUGAUUAGUGGAACAGUUUCGGACAGAUUAAGCAUGGAGAUCAAGAAAUUAAGAACCAUACUGCAGAAUGCUUUGGCAAUAGAUGGAUCAUCGGAGGAAAAUAUUGGUCAAUUCAUUAAAGAUUUGAAGGCAAAAAUUCAUGAUAAAAGGCAGGAUAUAUAA
Messenger RNA from Fraxinus pennsylvanica, 618 nucleotides. NCBI's taxonomy places the organism in Eukaryota, Viridiplantae, Streptophyta, Magnoliopsida, Lamiales, Oleaceae. The record is from the annotation of a GenBank genome assembly.